Messenger RNA from Hyalella azteca, 549 nucleotides. RefSeq names its product putative proline-rich protein 21. The record is from RefSeq and is a predicted model, not a curated record. The transcript has a single exon. Bases 1 to 549 code for a protein of 182 amino acids. Lineage: Eukaryota; Metazoa; Arthropoda; Malacostraca; Amphipoda; Hyalellidae.
AUGGCCUCCAUCACGUCUCUCAUCAUCCAUCCCUCACCCAGAGCUUCUGCUUCUCUGCCCCUAUCGCAUAACCCACGAUCUCUCCCUCACUCAGCACCUCUGCUCCAUUGCCUCCAUCACAUCAUCCAUCAUCCAUCCCUCACUCAGGACCUCUGUUCCAUGGCCUCCAUCACAUCUCACAUCAUCCAUCCCUCACCCAGAACCUCUGCUUCAUUGCCUCCAUCACAUCUCCCAUCAUCCAUCCCUCACCCAGAACCUCUGCUCCAUUGCCUCCAUCACAUCUCCCAUCAUCCACCCCGCACUCAGGACCUCUGCUCCAUUGCCUCCAUCACAUCUCCCAUCAUCCAUCCCUCACUCAGGACCUCUGCUCCAUUGCCUCCAUCACAUCUCCCAUCAUCCAUCCCUCACUCAGGACCUCUGCUCCAUUGCUUCCAUCUCAUCACCCAUCAUCCAUCCCUCAUCCAGGACCUCUGCUCCAUUGCCUCCAUCACAUCUCCCAUCAUCCAUCCCUCAUCUAUGGCGGGCACUCCACUAAAUCUCUUGACAUGA